Messenger RNA from Hibiscus syriacus, 1238 nucleotides. RefSeq names its product transcription factor MYB16-like. The transcript is spliced from 5 exons. Lineage: Eukaryota; Viridiplantae; Streptophyta; Magnoliopsida; Malvales; Malvaceae. Bases 175 to 1212 code for a protein of 345 amino acids. The record is from RefSeq and is a predicted model, not a curated record.
CAUCUCUUCAUUUACAAAGCACAAAUUUCCUUCCCUUUCUCACUGUCACUCCCUUCUCUUCAUUACUUUUAGUUCAUCAUCAACAUUAUCUCUUUGCUUUCAAGUCUUAUAUAAAGAUACAACCCUACUUUCUUCUUUCUUUGCUGAUUCAGUUCUUCACACUAUACACUUACUAUGGGGAGAUCUCCCUGCUGUGACAAAGUAGGGUUGAAGAAAGGGCCUUGGACACCUGAAGAAGAUCAGAAACUCUUAGCUUACAUCGAAGAACAUGGUCGUGGAAGCUGGCGUUCGCUGCCGGCCAAAGCCGGUCUUCAAAGAUGUGGAAAAAGUUGCAGGCUAAGAUGGACUAAUUAUCUAAGGCCUGAUAUUAAGAGAGGAAAGUUUAGUUUGCAAGAAGAACAAACUAUCAUCCAACUUCAUGCCCUUUUAGGGAACAGGUGGUCUGCCAUCGCCACUCACUUGCCGAAAAGAACAGAUAAUGAAAUCAAAAACUACUGGAACACUCAUCUUAAGAAAAGGUUGGCUAAAAUGGGGAUCGAUCCCAUCACUCACAAGCCUAAAAACGAUGCUUUAAUCUCCACUGCCGAUGGUCAAUCCAAGAACGCAGCCAAUCUUAGCCAUAUGGCUCAGUGGGAAAGUGCACGGCUCGAAGCUGAAGCUAGACUGGUUCGAGAAUCAAAGAUUCGUUCUCGUUCACUUCAACGUCAGCAGUUCAACCCUCCUGGUUUCGCCCUUGAGUCUCCUACAUCUACUCUUACUGUCUCCGAACCACUCAUUGCAGGCCUUGGAGUGAGCCCUGUGCCGACGAUCGAGUUCAUCGGCACCACUUCGGGUUCGUCGGAGACGGCCGGGAUUGUCAAAGAAGAAGGCGAACAAGAGUGGAAGGAGCUAGGAAGUUCAAGCAAUUUGGGUGAUUACAAACAGGGCAUGGGGAAUUAUUUGUCCCCAUUCACUUCUAGUCUUCAUGCUAUGACAGUUCCCAUGGAGCCAAAUAACAUCAAUGUUAAUGUUGGGGGCAUAAUGGAGGAAGGCUUCACUAAUCUUCUUCUCAACGAUUCGAUCGACCAGACUUUAUCAGAUAGUGGGAAAGAAUCCGACGAAAACAGCGGAGGCAGCGGGGAUGGCAGUGAUUGCUUUGAAGAUAACAAGAAUUAUUGGAAUAGUAUUCUGAAUUUGGUGAAUUCUUUCCCAUCUGAUUCACCAAUGUUCUGAACAAUUCAUAGAUCCUUGGUAAAGCU